Molecule: messenger RNA, 1387 nt
Organism: Arachis ipaensis
Lineage: Eukaryota; Viridiplantae; Streptophyta; Magnoliopsida; Fabales; Fabaceae
Source: RefSeq, a predicted model, not a curated record
UUAAAUAAUUAAAUAGCAACAUUUCUAUGCUUUUUCCUUUCCUACACCCACUCUUCAUCAAUUCUUCAUUAGGGUUACCCAAAAGCUUCUAACUUUCUGUUUGGAAGCAGAGAAAAUUUCACGACUUGGAGGAGAAACAAAAGAGAGAGCAGCUGCUGUUAGUGAUGCUUGAGUAAUGGACACUGCGAAUCAGCAGAGGCUGCAAGCAAGAACCUUUGAUGAUGAUGAUGAUGAUGAAGCCCAACAGCAGCAACAACAGCAACAAAAAACUGUGCUUGUUCCCAUGCAGGUGAAUGGUGCGUUGAACCCUUUUGAUGGAGGUUCUCACGAGGUGGAAGAAGCUUUCGUGAGUUCUGGGUUGUCUUCUACUGCUACUUCUGUUCAGCCAAGAACCAGUGAGCUCACCAUUGCAUUUGAAGGCGAGGUUUAUGUUUUCCCAGCGGUUACCCCAGAAAAGGUGCAGGCUGUAUUGUUACUCUUGGGAGCCCAAGAGAUUCCCAGGAUUGCUGCCAGCUCUGAUUCUUCGUUGCAGCAGAAUUGUCAGCAGAUUAUGGGAAUAAAUGAUGCUUCCCGAGGCUCAAAGGUUUCACGAAGAAUUGAAUCACUUGUAAGGUUCCGUGAAAAGCGAAAAGACCGAUGCUUUGAGAAAAAAAUCCGGUACACUUGCCGUAAAGAGGUUGCCCAGAGAUGGUUGGCUGUUUAUUCACAGUCUAUUGAACGUAGAUGUCAGCAUUGUGGAACUAGUGAGAAGUCAACUCCAGCUAUGCGUCGAGGACCUUCUGGUCCAAGAUCUCUGUGCAACGCCUGUGGUCUUAUGUGGGCAAAUAAGGGAACUCUGAGAGAUCUCAGCAAAGCAUCAAGAGUCACUUUUGAACAAAAUGGACUGGAUACAUCAGCUGAUAUAAAACCUUCACCAACAGAACCAGAGAACUCUUCUCCUGACCAGAACGAGGAUAUCUGCCUAGAGGAAGCCAAACCUGUGCCAAUAGAUUCGAGACAGUCACCUGAGAGGAACAAUGAUCAGUAUACACUUGAUACUGCGGAAGCCGUUACCAACGAUUCAUCUAUCCAAAUGGAGAAUAAUGCUCUCAGCAUACAUCAAGAGGAUAAUAAACUUGAAGAUUUUGCUGACGCUUCUGGGACAGAAUUUGAUAUUCCUGCCUGUUUUGAUGAGCAGGUUGACAUUGACAUUGAUGAUUCCAACAUGAGGACUUACUGGCUAUGAUCUGGGGAUAUGCCACCAGAGAAUUGCCAAUUAUCCACACAUGCAUUUUCUGUGAUACAACCUAAUACGCUAUGCUGCUUCAACUAACAUAGGACUUCUGGGGAUGGUUUGUGUUUUAUAGACAAAUUAUUUCUGGAAGCAAUGUGAAUUAUGACUGUAGAA